AGAGAGGGAAGGGGAUAAAUAAAAUACUAACCAUCAAAUCUAUUCCCAGUGGAAAACAGGAUUCAAGAAGGGCAAUUCUUAUUUAUGAUAGAAUACUUUGUUUGGGGGAGUAAUCAACUAUGGUGUGUGACUAAACUUUCUUGGUUUCAGCUCCUUGGACGGAUCAUUCUACAAGGUACAUUUCUUUAUAUCUCCGGCUUGGUUCUUGGAUGAUUGGAUCAUUUUCUAUCUCCAUUUAUGUUUAUUAUUAGAACAUUCCUUACCAUACUUUGGUAUCAUCGAAAUGAUGUUUCCAAAAUCCAGCCACUAGCUAGAAGAAAGGGAUGCUAAUUGUAUUAGAGCCAAGAUAUUGUAAUCAUUCUCAACCUCUAGGCUUGUAUUGUCCAUGCUUUUUCCCUGAAGAUUGUUUGAGCAUCAUGUCAGUUUCAUCUUUCCAAUCAUCAUCGUCCAUGAGGUCGAUGAGUGUUGCAACUGCACAUAAGAAUAUAACCCAGUGUGUAGCCGAUGCUCGGUCGGACGCUCAUGACGUUCAGGAAAAGGCUCUUAAAGACUUGGUUGCCAUUACCCAGGUUAGUCCCUUAUACAGGAACUUGCUUGCACAAGUAGAUGGAUCAAUUCCAAUUCUUAUAGCUCUCUCCAAAUCCUCUUCCUCCACCGUCCAAUCCCUUUCACUGUCUAUUCUCUUCAAUCUAUCUCUGAAUAAUGACAUGAAAAAGCUUCUUGCAUCAAUGGAAACCAUUUACCAUCUCAAUACGCUCAUAUCCUUGGGCUCGCCCGAGACCGUCAAGUUAUCGUCCUCAUUGAUUUGUAGUCUUGCAAUGCUAGACAAGAACAAGGCUAAGUUUGGGGUAGCAGGUACCAUACAGUUGUUGGUUAGAGCACUUACUGUCCCUAGUGUUCCUGCUGCUCAUCACCUUCUCUGUUCUCUAGCUGAACUAGGCCAGUUUCAUGGAAACUGCACUGUGGCUGUUCGAUCAGGAGCCAUCUCGGUUCUUGUCGACGUAGUGGAGAGUACCAGUGGAGAGGAUCUCGCUGGCACUGCUCUUGUUGUUCUCGGUCUCUUGGCUAGAUUCGAGGAGGGGUUGAGGGCUUUGAUAAAAAUCGAUCGGAUCGUUUAUUCAAUGGUCAAUGUGUUAAAAGGGAGGUGUAUGUUGAGUAAAGAAGGUGCAACCGAGAUCCUUUUGCGAUUGUUCGAAGAGAGUGAAGGUUGUUUGAGAGACGCAUUGAGGUUCCCGGAGUUUUUAGGCGUCGUUGCAGAUCUUUCUGUGAGAGGAUCCACAAAAGCUAGAGAAAGAGCUACUCUACUUAUGAAUAAGAUCAUGAAUAAUGACUUGGAGACGUAUUCAAAUGCCGACUCAGUGUAUUCGCCAUGGUAUUGAAG
Molecule: messenger RNA, 1381 nt
Organism: Cucurbita maxima (winter squash)
Lineage: Eukaryota; Viridiplantae; Streptophyta; Magnoliopsida; Cucurbitales; Cucurbitaceae
Product: U-box domain-containing protein 1-like
Exons: 1
Coding region: 324-1379 (351 amino acids)
Cellular component (GO): nucleus; cytoplasm
Source: RefSeq, a predicted model, not a curated record